CUCGACUUCUUCUUAGAGGUGUGCUGAUCUCUCUCUCUCUCUCUCUCUCUCUCUCUCUCUCUCUCUCUCUCACACACACACACACACACACACACACAGAGUCAUAGAUCUUAAACAAGUGGAUUGAAAACCUGACACAGAACAGGAUUAUUUUCAGAUUUUUUUCUGUCAUCAACCAAAAGGGAUGGAGCAACCACUGAGGGUUUGGCUGGUGGUCACCGUGCUAUUAUCGUUUUCUCUUUGUUCUUUUACAAACAAACUGAAUAUGUGCAUGGAUGCCAAACAUCACAAAACUGAGCCAGGACCAGAAGGAGAACUUUACCAGCAGUGUUCUCCUUGGCGUGAAAAUGCAUGUUGCACUGCAAACACCUCAGCUGAAGCCCAUGAAGAUAACUCAUACCUAUACAAAUUUAACUGGAACCACUGUGGGAUCAUGAGUAAAAAAUGUAAAGAGCAUUUCAUCCAGGACACGUGUUUCUACGAAUGUUCUCCUCACCUGGGACCAUGGAUCCAGCCGGCGGAUAACACUUGGCGGAAGGAGCGCAUAUUGGAUGUUCCAUUGUGUUUGGAGGAUUGUGAAACAUGGUACAAUGACUGCAAAAAUGACAUCACCUGCAAGGAGAACUGGCACAAGGGCUGGAACUGGACCUCAGGUACAAACCGCUGUCCAGUAGGAGCUCAGUGCAGAAAGUGGACAGAUGUUUUCCCCACAGCUCAGAGCAUGUGUGAGAAAAUCUGGUCCAACUCCUACAAGUACACCGUGUACAGCAGGGACAGUGGCCGCUGCAUGCAGAUGUGGUUCAAGGGCCAGAACCCUAACAAAAAGGUGGCAGAGUUCUACCUGAACCAUGGCUCUGGAACAGAAGCAGCCAUGAUGACAAGCUUCACACUCUCACUUGCUGUCCUUCUCUCAAUGCUUUAAAAUGCUAAUAAAGAGAAAAGCUAAGACAAA
Molecule: messenger RNA, 952 nt
Organism: Hemibagrus wyckioides
Lineage: Eukaryota; Metazoa; Chordata; Actinopteri; Siluriformes; Bagridae
Gene: folr
Product: folate receptor
Exons: 5
Coding region: 185-922 (245 amino acids)
Cellular component (GO): external side of plasma membrane
Molecular function (GO): signaling receptor activity
Source: RefSeq, a predicted model, not a curated record